AUGAGCCUGGAUUCUCUGCUGCCGAUUGCGCCCGCGAGGGUCAAGGCACUGGCGCUGCCUGUUGGGCCCAUCAAGAGCGAGAGGUUCGCCGGCUUCCUCGAGAGGCUGCGCGAGGAACAUGUCGUCCACCUGCGCGAUGUCACCCCUGAUGGACGGCCAAAUAGGAACAUGUUCUCGCCGCUGGCCUUCCCCGACGGUGCCAUGUUCUACGAUCUCAGCACCCACGUGCCGCCCCCCUCGCACCUUGCGCUGUCGCCUUUUGACCUCUAUCGAGAGCCACUCGCCGUCGUCGCCAUAGCCGACGGCGCAGAGCUGAACCGCGGCGUCUUCAGCAAGCGCCACUCGCCAAUAGCGCCGACGACGACCGAGCAGAACGUUCGUGCUUUAUACCAGGAGCUCGAAGAUCUCCGAGACGGCUUCUCCAAGGCGCUCGUCCACCAUGUCCUGAUUUUCGACUUUGUCGCUCCCUCCGACAGCUCCAUGCCCAUUCCCCAGGGCAUCAUUACGAUUCCGCCGAUCGAGGCUUGCAAAAGGACAACACUGAAAACUGUCAUGUGUGACAUUUCCUCUCUCCUCCUCGCCGAGAUGACAACGCUGGCCAAGUCGUUCGAGGCCAUGACCAUCAUCGAGUCCCCCGGCAGCUCCUCCGCGGCACGACAAGCCAACGGCACGUCGUGGGGCGGUGACGAGGCGGGCACCCUCUCGAGGCGCGCCUCGCAGCACGUCAUGCCGACGAGCUCCCGAUCAAGCUCGACAAGCGGCCUGCCCGAUCGAGGUCUCGCGCGCAUGUCCAUGCCUCCCGUCUCCUCCAAGACGUCGUCCUUGCCCUCCAGCAGCUCCACGCCUGAUGGCCCCUCGACACCCGCACGGAGCGGCCUCUCGAACCCUCCCACGACAUUUGACGAGAUAUCCGGUGGCGGCUUCAGCGACCCCUCGACACCAGAGCCAAAGUCGGCCACGCGCGCUGGGACCGACGAGCACAGCCGAGCGCAGAGCCAGGACCGGGUCUCCAUCCAGGGCUUCGGGCCCGGCGGCAUGAACGAGCGGUGGCGCAACAAGGGCCGCGGCAGGGUCCUCGUCAUCCUCGGUUCUCUGUACCUGCAGGCCGGCCGCUGGAGCGAUGCUCUGAAGGAGCUCUCCGAGGGCGCGACGGUGGCGAGGUCCAUCAACGACCACGUCUGGCACGGCAAGGCGCUCGAGCUCAUCGUCGUGAGCCUGCUGCUCCUGGGAUGGGCCCGCAUUGAGUUCCAGGUGCCGGCCGUCUGUCUGCCCCAGGACAAGGCGAGCACGGCGAGCCUGGCGGCCAACGACGCCGCCACGCCGGACGACCCCUUGCAGCCCAAGUAUCUGCGCAAGCUUCAGGUCGCGCUGCCGGAUCUGCUCGAGCGCAUCAUUGGGCUGUAUUCGAGGAUAUCUGCCGAACACCUGCCGCCGCUCCCGGCAGCCGAGGUGACGAUUCGAUUUUGCAAGCUCCUUUCUGCCCUGCACUUUGCCGACGGCAAGCUCGGAGACCGGGCCUUUGAGAUGAUGGUCUACGGGAAGCUUCCGGAGAAGCCCCUGACCACAGCACCGCGUCUGACCAUCUCGCCGACCCGCCAGCAGAUUGUGAGCCAGCUCUUCCGCGCCUUCCCCUCGUCGGCGUCAGAGCUCCUGACGGUGAUUGAUCGAGCUACGAUCCUCGCCGGCAUCGCCUCCGUCCUGGGGCCUCUGGGCCACCAACGAAAAAAGGCCAUGGUCCUUCGCGAGCUCGUGUCGGUGCUCAUCGGCGGUCUCGUCGAAGCCCGUACGCGCGGCGCCGCGGACGUGGGCAUCCAUCCGGCAGCGGGCCUCGUGGCUCUCAACGCAGCACAUGGCCGCAGCAACGGCGCCAUGGCUCUGGAGCUCGGCGAGGGUGAUGUCGAACAAGGCGUCGACGCCUUUCUCGGCAUGCUCUGCAGGUCGUAUGGUGUCGUGGGUUACGAGAUGCACAAACCAUCGGCGGAGACGGCCCAGGAAGACGCCGCGCUCGCCCGGAUUCAGGGCCAGGCAGCGGCGCGGUUCUUUGGGUUUCCCGGCAUCAAGCUUAACAUUCUUCGAGCCUGCAUCAACUUUUCCGAGGCGCUUCCCGAUUUCAACGGCGUGCUCAAGUACUCGAGCGAUCUGCUGCGGUCAGCAGGGUCCGGCGUGGCGCCCGGUCCGCGUCGCGAGGAUGCCUCUUCGUCGAUAUCACGUGAAGAGCAGAUGCGGCUGGCCACCAACAUCUCCAAGACGUCGAAUCUGACGAGACGGCUGGGCCUGCAGCACCUCGCAGCGGAGUACUGGGACGAGUUCCUCGUUAGAGACGUGAGCCUGGACCUUCUGCCGAGCACGAGGAUUCCCGUGCCCCACGCCAAGAGCACGCUGCCCGGCGCGGCGGCCGCGCGCACGUCGCAAGACGUCAACCCUUUUAUCUACAACCCGUUCCUCAAGGAACCCGACAAAGCAGCCAUUGAGCACAUCCUGAUGGCCAACGAGCCGGCGACGUUCAGGGUCACGCUGCAGAACCCUUACGACGUCGAGGUGGAGAUUGAGCAUAUCCGCCUCGACUCGGAGGGCGUCGACUUUGCGUCCUUCUCCGACGCCAUCGUGCUGGGCCCCUACCGGACGCAGGUCGUCAAGAUGACGGGCAUGCCCAAGGCGGCCGGCGCGCUGAGCAUCACGGGCGCCGUCGUCCGCAUCCACGGUUGCCGCGAGCGGAGCUUCCCCAUCUUCAAGCAGCCCUACGCGCCCGAGGGCGAGGCCAAGGUCAAGGCGCUCGGUGCGGCGGCUCUCGAGGAGAGCGUCGCGUCGGCCGUGGCGAGGGCGCCUCAGCUGGCGACCAAGACGAUCGGGCUCCACGUCAUCGCGCCGCAGCCCAUGGUCGUUGUCAAGUCGACGACGCUGCCGCAGUCGUCGGUCAUGGUGCUCGAGGGCGAGAAGCACGUCUUCUCCGUGACGCUGGAGAACCUGUCGGCGACGACGCCGACCGACUUUAUGCUCUUCUCGUUUGAGGACUCGACGCAGGCGGCGCUGCAGGCGGCCAUCAGCAACCGCGACGCCACGCCGGCCGAGCUGUACGAGUACGAGCACAUGCUCGUCAAGCGCCAGGCGCUGCGCCGGCUCGACAAGACGACGAAGCGCUUCAUCGCGCCGGGCGCCACGGCGACGUUUGCCUUUGAGAUUCUCGGCAAGCCGGGCCUGACGAGCGCCGCGCUGCAGAUCGACUACGCGCACCUCGGCGUCGCCCCCGAGGCCAUUGUCGACAAGUUCCACACGCGCCGCGUGUCGCUGCAGCUGACGGUGACGGUCAACGCCAGCGUCGAGCUCGCGCGGCUCGAGGUGCUGCCGCUGCACGGACGCAUGCCGGCGGCGCUCUGGCCGUCGCUGGGGGGGGCCGGCACGACCCUAGAGGACGAGGCCUCGUCGUCGGACGACGAGUACUGCCUGCUGACGAUGGAUCUGCGCAACGCCUGGCCGAGCCACGUCAAGGUGACGGUCGAAAACGACGACAAGGACGACAAGGAGGGCGACAAGGACGGCGACGGCGGCACGACGACGGUGGAGGAGCACAUCCUGCCGGGCCACACGGCACGCGUGGUGAUGCCGCUGCGGCGCGUGUUCCUCGAGGACCCGCACGCGUCGAUCCCGGCGCUCAACCCGUCGCGGCAGCGCCAGUUUGUCGUCAGCACGAGCAAGAUUCCGCCCGACGUCGAGAGGGUCAACCGCGAGGCGUUCUGGUACCGCGAGCGCAUCCUGCGCGGGCUCAGCGCGCGGUGGACGACGACCUCGGGCCCGCGGCGCAGCGGCUUCGUCGAGCUCCGCGGCCUGCGGCUGACGCCGCGCAUGCUCGAGGCCGUCAAGAUUGACGACGUCGGCGUCGACAUUUCGGUCGGCGGUGCGGUGCCGUCUGGGGGCAGCACCAGCACCAGCACCAGCACCAGCAACGAGGUCGUCGUCGACGCCUUCUCGCAGCUGCGCGUGCGCGUGACGAACCGCACGGCGCAGGCCAUGUACCCGCUGCUGCGGCUCAUGCCGUCGCUGUGCCACCGGCCGCUCAACGUGGCGCUCGACUUUACGCGCAAGGUCAGCUGGAACGGCACGCUGCAGCAGGCGCUGCCGGUGCUGGGGCCGCGCGCGACGACCGAGGUGGUGCUCGGGUUCACGGCGCUGUGCCGCGGCGCGUUCGAGGUGACGGCGUCGGUCGAGGAGUACCAGGUGUGGGAGGCGCCGGCGAGGGAGGCCGGCGACGGCGGGACGACGGGUGCGACGGAGACGGAGAGCGCGCGGCGGCCGCGGUCGGACACGCAGGUGAUGCUCGACGCGGCGCUCGGCGUCAAGGAGCGGCGCAUCUGGCACUCGCGGCAGCCGUGCGUGGUCGUGGCGAGGGACGCGCCGGAGUAG
Verticillium dahliae VdLs.17 is the source of this 4398-nucleotide messenger RNA. Its product is annotated as hypercellular protein A. Gene Ontology annotation, cellular component: trans-Golgi network. The transcript is spliced from 2 exons. Bases 1 to 4398 code for a protein of 1465 amino acids. NCBI's taxonomy places the organism in Eukaryota, Fungi, Ascomycota, Sordariomycetes, Glomerellales, Plectosphaerellaceae. The record is from RefSeq and is a predicted model, not a curated record.